AUGAACCAGCAUUACGAUCAGACACGCGAUAUGGGGAUACAGGACUUCUUCACAUGGCGCCAAAAAUCCGCCACCACCACUCCAGACGUGGCAGACGAGGACGUGCCAGCAGAAGUCGAUGAGCCACCAGAUAAUCAUCUCCGACUUCCUCAAUCUAAUACCGACUUCCAAAAGUCUCUGGUUCGGCCCCAGAGCACCCGCAAGGAGUCUCUUCUGACGAAGGCAUUCCAUGCGCCAGAGGAGAUCGAGACCUCCAAAACCACUGUUAGCAUUACAAAGGACCUGACACGUCGGCGAUCUAUGAUGAGCAAUGCCAGCAUUGCGUCGACCGCAGAGCUCACGAGCGAUGGUGGUCUUACAAGUCCCGCACGAACAAAUACGCCCAGUCCUCCGUUCCCCAACACCACCUACACGAAUUUUGCCCCGUAUCUCUUGAAGCCCGCGCCCAUGGCUGCAUGUACAAAAACAAUCGGCCAUACUCCUCUGUCGGAAGUGAUUAGCAUCUCGCCAAGGGCUCAGCCUGCUGUGGAGGUACCAAGGAAGAGAUGCAUAUCGUUCAUGUGCGACGGAAAUAAAGAGGCAGGUGGUAACGCGAAGAAAGAUGCAGCAUUCAAAGAGGUGGGGGAGAAACCCGUCACUUCAACACUAGCUGUUGUUGAAGAACCAAAGCCGAGGAGGUCUACGAUCAAAUUCGCCUGUUCGGGGCCACAACCAAGGGCAGCUGCCGAGGAACCUACUCCUGCCUCCCAGAACAAGCCCUCGGAGAAUCCUAGACGACCUUCGAGCCGAUCGCCUUCGCUUCCGAGGAAAUCAUCCCGCCAGGCCUUACCUGCUCGUGCCACUCACCGUGACUCGACCGGUACUGCUCGAAGAGCCUCGCGAAGUCCAGUGGCCAUCCGAAUCAAGCCACGAUACAUCGUCGCCGACGAAACUACCAUUAACAAAUCCGAAGCCACUCGAUUCCACGAGUUCGCAAGUGAGGAACUGCAGGAAGAUGACUGGAUCAGCAAGGACGCCGAGAUUACCACCAGAGCUAAGCUGACAAUUGGCGAUACUUUAAAGAAGGAGAAUGCCAUUCGCCAGCUCGGUACUGAAGCCGAGGAGGAGGCAUUGGAGGAGGAGGAGGAAGAAGAAGAGGAAGAAGAUCUGGAGGAUAUCGAUGAAGGCGAUGCGAGUGGUUCUGACGACGAAAACGACGACGACGACGACGGGGAUGAAGAUGACGACCAAGAGACCACCUACGACUCCGACGAGGAUGCAUCUGAUGGCAACGAGUCCGACAACGAAGCCGGAUUUGCGGAUUCUGACGAGAGCGAUGCCGAGGGGGAGUUCUCGUUCUGGACCCCAGGAAAAAGGGCAACCGGCAGAGAUUCCUUGGAACAUGCAGCUUAUCGUCCUUCGGCUCACCGUACAGCUUCAACAUCGUCAAUCGAUUCUCUGAAUCACAUGGAGCCUGACAGAGGAGCACGCAAACCCAGACGGCGCCCUAUCAAGAUCCGUCCUGGAACCCCAGACCUACCCGACAGUACCGACUUCGUAUGUGGUACUCUGGACGAGGAUCGCCCCCUGGAAGAAGCCUAUGUGUCCUGCAUGGAGGCUAGGAGAAAUGCCAAACACAAGCAGACACCCCAGGACAUCGAUCCUAGCUUCCCAACUUCCGAUCCAGAGGACGGAGAGGACGACGAUGAUGUGGUGGACACUGCUCAUGACAGCGAGGAGCCAGUCUGGCUGCAUGGCAGAUUUGAAGAAUCGGACGAUGACCAAUAUGGCCGUCAUCGUUCCACAACUCUACGUCGCAGGUCCCCGGGUCUUUCCCCAAGGCGACUUCACUCACCGCCACCAGCUCGGAGACUGCACUCGCCGCCGCUUCAGAAGCAAAGACUUCAUUCCCCGCCUCCACCAAAGCAUCGUCUUCGCUCACCACCUCCGCGGAAGCUCUUCGGGCACUCCCCCAAGCGAAUGUCUCCUCCCCUGGCUCAGAAUGCUCAAUCGCCAGAUGCAUCACCAAUCUCUGCCAAGGGUAUCAAAUUUGCACCCCUCGGAUCCCGUCCUGGACUCACACACACCAAGUCUCUGCCACGCACCCCGAAUGCGUUCUGCCGUCAAUACAGAGCCUCGCGUCUGAUAGCCGCCAACGGCAACGAAGGCAAGGAUAAUGUGAGCGGUCACGUGCGUGGAGCCAUCGAUAUUGUGAAGGGGUUGGAGGAGAAACGUCGACGUCGCAAGGAUAAACUCCAGCAAAAACAAUGCAAUCGCAAGAAUAAGUCCGAGCGAAGACCGCCUCUGCCUGGGAGAGGUGCCGAGCGGAUGCGGGAAGUAGGACUCUUGAUGGCCGCAAAGAGCGGUAAACAGGAUCCUUACAUGUUGUCUGCUUAG
This is a messenger RNA of Drepanopeziza brunnea f. sp. 'multigermtubi' MB_m1, 2376 nucleotides long. RefSeq lists its product as uncharacterized. NCBI's taxonomy places the organism in Eukaryota, Fungi, Ascomycota, Leotiomycetes, Helotiales, Drepanopezizaceae. The record is from RefSeq and is a predicted model, not a curated record.